CCUCUUUCUCAGACGCACUCUCUCCAGAUCCCCUUUCCCCUCCCCUCUCGCGGAGGAGGCGAGGACCGGUCGGAUCGAUCCCACUAGAGCUCGAUUUUAGCCGCCAAAAAGUUUAGCGUGCUCCAGACAGGGGCUGGCCGUACGGCCCAAGCUUCGGUCGGCGGAGCGCUCGCGGCGGGCGGCGGGAUCUGAGACCCAAACCCUAGGUGGCGGCGGCGCCGCCGUGGGGGUGAAAUGGACGCGAGGUUCCCGUACUCGCCGGCUGAGGUGGCCAAGGUGCAGCUCGUGCAGUUCGGCAUCCUCAGCCCGGAUGAAAUCAGACAAAUGUCAGUGGUGGUGAUAGAGCAUGCAGAGACUAUGGAGAGGGGGAAGGCAAAGCCUGGGGGUUUGAGUGACCCUCGUUUGGGCACUAUUGACCGAAAGAUCAAGUGUGAUACAUGUAUGGCUGGGAUGGCUGAGUGCCCGGGUCACUUUGGCCACCUUGAGCUUGCAAAGCCAAUGUUCCACAUCGGCUUCAUCAAGACUGUACUCUCCAUAAUGCGCUGUGUGUGCUUCAACUGUUCCAAGAUCCUGGCGGAUGAGGACGAUACCAAGUUCAAGCAGGCUCUGAAAAUCAGGAACCCAAAAAAUAGAUUAAGAAGAAUAUAUGAUGCUUGCAAGAGCAAAAAGAUUUGUGCUGGGGGUGAUGAACUUGAGGUUCAAGAUCAGCAGGAUGCUGAUGAGCCAGUGAAGAAAAGAGGUGGUUGUGGUGCUCAGCAGCCAAAUAUCACAGUUGAUGGUAUGAAGAUGGUUGCUGAAUUUAAAGCAACAAAGAAGAAAAGUGAUGAUCAAGAUCAACUCCCUGAACCAGUGGAGCGAAAGCAAAUUCUCUCUGCCGAGAGGGUCCUUAAUGUUCUCAAGCGUAUAAGUGAUGAGGACUGUCUUUUGUUGGGCCUGAACCCUAAGUUUGCUCGUCCUGAUUGGAUGAUACUGCAAGUCCUUCCAAUUCCUCCACCGCCUGUCAGACCAUCUGUUAUGAUGGAUACUUCCUCCAGAAGUGAGGAUGAUUUGACUCAUCAAUUAGCGAUGAUAAUUCGACAUAAUGAGAAUUUGAGGAGGCAAGAGAGAAAUGGAGCCCCAGCUCACAUUAUAACUGAGUUUGCUCAGUUGUUGCAGUUUCACAUUGCAACGUACUUCGAUAAUGAUCUUCCUGGACAACCAAGGGCCACUCAGCGUUCUGGAAGGCCUAUUAAGUCAAUAUGCAGCAGGCUGAAAGCAAAAGAAGGCCGGAUUAGAGGAAACUUAAUGGGGAAGCGUGUUGAUUUCUCAGCUCGUACUGUCAUCACACCCGAUCCGAAUAUCAACAUUGAUCAAUUGGGGGUGCCAUGGAGUAUUGCUUUGAAUCUGACAUACCCAGAAACUGUCACUCCAUAUAACAUCGAGAGGUUGAAAGAGCUAGUAGAAUAUGGGCCUCACCCACCCCCAGGUAAGACAGGUGCAAAGUACAUCAUCAGGGAAGAUGGUCAGAGGCUGGAUCUUCGCUAUGUGAAGAAAAGUAGUGAUCAGCAUUUGGAGCUGGGUUACAAGGUGGAAAGACACCUCAAUGAUGGAGAUUUUGUUCUUUUCAACCGGCAACCAAGUCUUCAUAAAAUGUCUAUCAUGGGGCAUCGUAUUAAAAUUAUGCCGUACUCAACUUUCCGCCUGAACCUGUCUGUCACAUCACCAUACAAUGCAGAUUUUGAUGGGGAUGAAAUGAAUAUGCAUGUUCCUCAGUCAUUUGAGACAAGAGCUGAAGUUUUAGAGUUGAUGAUGGUGCCAAAAUGUAUUGUCUCGCCUCAAGCGAAUAGACCUGUUAUGGGUAUUGUCCAGGACACACUUCUUGGGUGUCGAAAAAUAACCAAAAGGGACACUCUUAUUGAAAAGGAUGUAUUUAUGAACAUACUAAUGUGGUGGGAAGAUUUUGAUGGGAAGGUCCCUGCACCUGCCAUUUUGAGACCAAGACCGAUUUGGACUGGCAAACAAGUUUUCAACUUGAUUAUUCCCAAGCUAAUCAAUUUAAUAAGAUUUUCAGCCUGGCAUGCUGAAACAGAAAGUGGAUUUAUUACUCCAGGAGAUACUAUGGUCCGGAUAGAGAAGGGAGAGCUUCUGUCUGGUACACUUUGCAAAAAAACACUUGGGACGUCAACUGGAAGUCUUAUUCAUGUUAUUUGGGAAGAGGUAGGGCCAGAUGCUGCACGGAAGUUCUUGGGUCAUACACAGUGGCUGGUCAACUACUGGCUUCUGCAAAACGGUUUCAGUAUUGGUAUUGGAGAUACAAUUGCAGAUGCUGCUACUAUGGAGAAGAUUAACGAGACAAUUGGAACAGCUAAGAAUGAGGUGAAGGAGCUUAUUAAGCAAGCACAAGAGAAGAACUUGGAACCUGAGCCAGGACGCACCAUGAUGGAAUCAUUCGAAAACCGAGUAAAUCAGGUUCUUAACAAGGCUCGUGAUGAUGCUGGGAGUAGUGCUCAGAAGAGUUUGUCUGAGAGCAACAAUUUGAAAGCUAUGGUCACUGCAGGCUCAAAAGGCAGUUUCAUUAAUAUUUCGCAAAUGACUGCUUGUGUCGGACAGCAGAAUGUUGAGGGCAAGCGGAUUCCAUUUGGUUUUGUUGAUCGUACAUUGCCCCACUUCACGAAAGAUGACUACGGCCCAGAAAGUCGUGGGUUUGUUGAGAACUCUUACCUUCGAGGUCUGACACCACAAGAAUUUUUCUUCCAUGCUAUGGGUGGUAGAGAAGGUUUGAUUGAUACUGCUGUGAAAACCUCCGAGACGGGAUAUAUUCAGCGGAGGCUCGUGAAGGCUAUGGAGGACAUUAUGGUGAAAUAUGAUGGUACUGUGCGAAAUUCGCUGGGUGAUGUUAUUCAAUUCUUGUAUGGAGAAGAUGGCAUGGAUGCUGUUUGGAUUGAAUCACAGAAAUUGGACUCCCUGAAGAUGAAAAAGGCUGAGUUUGAUAAUGUAUUUCGUUAUGAACUCGAUGAUGAGAACUGGAGGCCUACUUACAUGUUGCCGGACCAUGUUGAUGAUUUGAAGACCAUUCGUGAAUUCAGAAAUGUGUUUGAGGCAGAGGUUCAGAAAUUAGAAGCUGACAGAUUACAGCUUGGGACUGAAAUUACUACAACUGGCGACAAUACAUGGCCUAUGCCUGUCAACCUGAAGCGGCUUAUCUGGAAUGCUCAGAAGACUUUCAAGAUUGAUUUAAGAAGACCUUCUGACAUGCACCCGAUGGAAAUUGUGGAAGCAAUAGAUAAGCUGCAAGAAAGACUUAAGGUUGUCCCUGGUGACGAUGCCAUGAGCAUCGAGGCUCAGAAGAACGCUACUUUGUUCUUCAAUAUCCUGCUUCGCAGCACAUUUGCUAGCAAGAGGGUCUUGAAAGAAUACAGGCUUACAAAGGAAUCCUUCGAAUGGGUCAUUGGUGAGAUUGAAUCGAGAUUCCUCCAGUCUUUGGUAGCUCCUGGUGAAAUGAUUGGAUGUGUGGCUGCACAGUCCAUUGGAGAACCGGCAACUCAGAUGACACUGAAUACUUUCCAUUAUGCUGGUGUUAGUGCUAAGAAUGUUACCCUUGGAGUUCCCAGGUUAAGAGAGAUCAUUAAUGUCGCCAAGAAGAUAAAGACUCCAUCUCUGUCUGUUUUCCUAAAGCCUGAGGUAAGCAAGAAAAAAGAAUUGGCUAAGAAUGUGCAGUGUGCCUUGGAGUACACUACACUGCGUAGUGUGACCCAUGCCACUGAGAUAUGGUAUGAUCCUGAUCCUCUAGGAACCAUUAUUGAAGAGGAUGUGGAAUUUGUCAGGUCAUAUUAUGAAAUGCCUGAUGAGGAUAUUGACCCGGAUAAGAUCUCUCCUUGGCUGCUGCGUAUUGAGCUGAACCGUGAGAUGAUGGUUGAUAAGAAAUUGAGCAUGGCUGAUAUUGCAGAGAAGAUCAAUCAUGAAUUUGACGAUGACUUGUCAUGCAUAUUCAAUGAUGAUAAUGCAGAUAAGCUCAUCCUUCGUGUCCGCAUUACAAAUGACGAAGCUCCAAAAGGAGAAAUACAGGAUGAAUCUGCUGAGGAUGACGUCUUCCUCAAGAAGAUUGAGGGUAAUAUGUUGACUGAGAUGGCCCUUCGAGGCAUUCCAGAUAUUAACAAGGUCUUCAUCAAAUACGGGAAGGUCAAUAAAUUUGAUGAAAGUGAGGGUUUCAAACCAGAUAACGAGUGGAUGCUUGAUACAGAAGGUGUAAACCUCUUGGCCGUGAUGUGUCAUGAGGAUGUUGAUUCUACAAGGACAACAAGUAACCAUUUGAUUGAAGUGAUUGAGGUUCUUGGGAUUGAGGCUGUCCGCAGAUCUCUCUUGGAUGAGCUGAGGGUGGUUAUAUCUUUUGAUGGGUCUUAUGUGAACUACAGGCAUCUGGCCAUUCUCUGUGAUACGAUGACAUACAGAGGUCACCUGAUGGCUAUUACUAGGCAUGGUAUAAAUCGUAAUGACACAGGGCCCCUCAUGAGAUGUUCUUUUGAAGAAACAGUGGAUAUCUUGCUUGAUGCUGCUGUAUAUGCGGAAUCUGAUUACCUGAGAGGUGUGACUGAGAACAUUAUGCUUGGCCAGCUUGCUCCUAUUGGUACAGGAGGCUGUGGAUUGUAUCUGAAUGACCAGAUGCUGCAGCAGGCCAUUGAGCUUCAACUCCCAAGCUAUGUUGAAGGUCUGGACUAUGGCAUGACACCAGCGCGUUCACCCAUGUCCGCGACACCGUACCGUGAUGGAGGAAUGAUGUCACCAAUGUUGAGUCCAAAUUUCAGGGCUUCCCCAAUUACAGAUGCUCAGUUCUCACCAUAUGUUGGGGGCAUGGCAUUCUCACCCGUCCCGUCAAACUACAGCCCAUCCUCUGGAGGUGGUUACAGUCCAUCUUCUCCGGUGUUCAGCCCAGGGCCAGGACAUGGUUACAGUCCCACUUCUCCAUCAUACAGCCCUGCAUCGCCCAGCUACAGCCCCACCUCUCCAUCAUAUACGCCUGGCUCUCCUUCCUACAGCCCGACCAGUCCAUCAUACUCUCCGACCAGUCCAUCAUACUCGCCAACAUCCCCGAGCUACAGCCCCACAUCUCCUAGCUACAGCCCCACAUCUCCGAGCUACAGCCCAACAUCACCAAGCUAUAGCCCCACAUCUCCGAGCUAUAGUCCAACAUCACCGGUUUAUAGUCCGACCUCGCCAGCAUACAGCCCGACAUCUCCUGCAUACAGCCCGACGUCGCCAUCUUACAGCCCAACGUCGCCAUCAUACAGCCCCACUUCUCCCUCGUACAGCCCAACAUCGCCCUCAUACAGCCCGACAUCACCCUCAUACAGCCCCACGUCGCCCUCAUACAGCCCGACAUCCCCGUCAUACAGCCCUACCUCGCCCUCAUACAGCCCUACAUCGCCUGCAUACAGCCCUACAUCGCCUGGUUACAGCCCGACGUCACCGAGCUACAGCCCUACUUCACCGAACUACAGCCCCACUUCACCGAGCUACAAUCCUUCUUCGGCCAAGUACAGUCCUUCACAUGCUUAUUCUCCAAGCAGCCCAAGGAUGAUGAGCCCGUACAGUCAGACUUCUCCGAACUACAGCCCGACCUCACCGACCUACUCGCCCACCUCACCAUCAUAUGCACAACCAAGCCCGUCAUACAGCCCUACAAGCCCGCACACUACCUCUGGAGGACCUAGCCCAGAUUACAGCCCGACAUCUCCAAACUACAGCCCCAGCGCAAGCUACUCCCCGACUGCACCGGGCUACUCCCCGUCCUCCACCGGCCCGCAGACAACUGACAAGGACGAUGAGACUGUUGACUAGAAAAUGGCUGCUGUUGGUUGGCUUGAUGCAGAACGAUGCCCCACGACCAACUCUUGUUUCCUCGUGUGUCCGGAACAGGCCUGUUGUUGUAAGCUGUGAUGCUAAUAGCAGCACUAGAAUUUGCGGCCGUAGCUGGGCUGAUAUUUAAUUGCGUGUUUUCUAUCGGAUUGUUAUGCUAAUGUGAACAUUGGAGCUUUUGCCUUCUCA
Triticum urartu is the source of this 6021-nucleotide messenger RNA. Its product is annotated as DNA-directed RNA polymerase II subunit RPB1. Gene Ontology annotation, molecular function: DNA binding. The record is from RefSeq and is a predicted model, not a curated record. Gene Ontology annotation, cellular component: RNA polymerase II, core complex. Lineage: Eukaryota; Viridiplantae; Streptophyta; Magnoliopsida; Poales; Poaceae. Gene Ontology annotation, biological process: transcription by RNA polymerase II.